GAGGAGCGGCAUAUCCCAUGCCUGGCUGUGCACUUUGCUACCUAUGAUUGAUUGUUUUCUCACACAAGCUCGUGUUUUUUUACCACUUUGUCAUGUGUUCCCGCCGAAGUUCCCAUUAGGUUUGUCAUGGAGCUGGCCGCGAUUGACGUCACCGAGAGCGAACCCGACACACCACCCGAUAAGACAGCCCCUCCAUCAUAUCUCGAAUAGACAUUGCCAUCACCCAAACUCUCACCUGGCAUAUCUAUGUUUAACCAGCACCAGGCUCACCGACUGACUGAGAGCUACGUGCCGCAGCAUUGUUAGACCGGACCCUAGCGCAUUGUCUCUAGGGUAGGUGCUGCAGCAAGUACGCACAUCGACAACCACAUGGCGCAGACUGCAAACAUAGUCCACAGAGCAUUCUCCAAUAUGCUCCAAUCUCAACACAUCCAAUGCGAACCACUCACUCUGAGUCUUCUCCCUUCUUCAUACACCUACUAGGGAGUAGUCCAAGCUCGCCAACGGGACUGAAAAAAUCUUCAACUCAAUAUAUCCCGCAUUAAAUUCUCCCGGAUCCAUCCGACAACGGGCACAACCAAUCAUGGGAAGUGGACUACCACUUCAAUAGGUUCCAUGGUCUAACGGUUAUGACUGCGGAUUCUGAUUCCGCCAGCGAGGGUUCGACUCCCCCUGGAACCUUUCCUUUUGCUGUUCAGGAGCCUCCGUGGUGAGGUUCAAGUGUUGGGAACUCAGACUCUCUUUUUGAGCCGGGAACGUCCAUGAUCUGACAGACAACCCCUGUUAUGUAAAGGAAUAACUGAUAAAUGAUUCAUGGCUGAUUUGCCGUUAUUUGGAGGAUGUCAGUCAUUGUUGUUAUGCUGACCGAAUCACGGACAAUUGGCAGAAAUGUGACGAAGAAGAUGAUGAAUCCAGUAACUAACCAUGUAAAUAUCAAUUGUCAACUCGUGUGUUAUUGACCGCUCCUUCUAGAUGUUCAGUGAGUAAGAGCGAAACUGCUCCCCAGACUUUCAGUGAAUACAUUGCACCAAGAAAACUA
This is a messenger RNA of Ilyonectria robusta, 1039 nucleotides long. RefSeq lists its product as uncharacterized. Lineage: Eukaryota; Fungi; Ascomycota; Sordariomycetes; Hypocreales; Nectriaceae. The transcript has a single exon. The record is from RefSeq and is a predicted model, not a curated record. The coding region runs from base 44 to 277 and encodes 77 amino acids.